CUAUGGUAGCUGAGCCAGUUGUCAAAAAAUGACUUUCUGACGUGAUUCGCCGAACAUAAAAUUACUUGAAUUAUUUUUUUUAAUAACAUGGGAGGCUCGCAAAGCACAAGAAAACUAAGCGUGGAUAACGAAAAUGCAAUUCAAGUUUCCCAGGACGCGUUAGAAAGGAUACAGGCUCAACUGGCCGCGAAUCAAGCAGCUCAGCCAGCAGCGCCUGUGGCACCUCAGUUCGUCCCGCCUCAGUACUACGAGUCGCGAAGGCAGCAACAAGACCACGCAGCAGAAGAGGCCUAUUGGGCUCGGAGGAUUGAAGGUCUAAAACGAGCACACGAGAAAAUCAACAGCGGGAUGCAGAUUGAAUAUCAAAAGACUCUUAAAGAGGCCAAUGAUUUGUUUGAGUUAGCGCAGAAGGAUAAAAUUGCCAGUAAGCUACCACCAUGUCAAGAGGAAAAAGCAAAGGUCCUGCAAUGCUACAGCACAAACCCCAACAAGUCCCUGCUGUGUGCGGUGCUAGUGAAUGACUUCAAUGAGUGCGUCUGCAAGAGCAGAGUGGCCGCCGUCUCCGCGUCCUGAGCUAACACACUAAUAACGCUUCCCACUGAACAUUUGUCAAAUCGACUCUAAUACUGACACUUUGUAUAGUAUGAUUUGUUUAUGCAAAGUCUUACUUACUACUGUUUUAAACAGAUUUUUAACAAUAAGAAAUUUAAUUCCUCUUAUUGUAUCUCUGAUGAUUUAUUGUCAGUAAGUUUUGCCAAAGAUUUUUCUUGGCCAGAGGAAGAUAUAAAACAUCUACCCAGGCUAGCAAUUAUACAUGUAGAAAACAUGACAUCUUAUUUAAUUUUAGCCAGAAAUAAAAUCCGAUUACCUUUGGUUUGUCAGAAACAUAUAGUUUAUUUAAUAUACUUUUUUCUACAACAAUAUAUUUUUUCAUUAAUUGUUGAUGUCAUGAUCUCAUUACCAUACAAUUUUGGCUAAAAACUGAAAAAUUUAAUUUGCUGUUAAAUUCUCUAUGUAUAAUGAUUAGGUAAGGCAUGGUUACAUAGUUUAAAUGUGGUGCUCACUCUUCCAUAAACAUUUUAUAAUUCCUUGAUAUCACCAUGCAAAUAGAGGUAUUCAGUUACUUUUCUGAAAUAUAAUUGAACAAUCUAUCUUGUCUAGUGAGAGAUUUAUCAUAUUUGUUAUUUGAUGAAUAACAAGAAGAUUUGUAUACAUAUAAUCUUGUUUUUGGCAUUUAAAAAUAUUGAGUACUGUGAAUUUGCACCAUAACUGUAUAGUGUUAGGGUCUAAUAUCCUACAAUAAUUUGAUUGAACAAAAGUUCAGUGGAAAGAUUCUACAUAGUGAAGAUUCCUAGCCGGAAAAACUAUCAAAUGUAUGUAAAGUUAACACUUCAAGGGAAGGUUGGGAAGUAGUUUUAAUAAUUUAAAUGAUACUGCUGUAUGAAUAAACUGUUAAUUUAA
Messenger RNA from Cydia fagiglandana, 1461 nucleotides. RefSeq lists its product as uncharacterized. The transcript has 3 exons. The record is from RefSeq and is a predicted model, not a curated record. NCBI's taxonomy places the organism in Eukaryota, Metazoa, Arthropoda, Insecta, Lepidoptera, Tortricidae. Gene Ontology annotation, biological process: inner mitochondrial membrane organization. Gene Ontology annotation, cellular component: MICOS complex. Bases 88 to 573 code for a protein of 161 amino acids.